AUGCUUUCACUUGAAAAUCAAGAUCUUGAUGAUGAAUAUGAUCCAAAAUUCUCCUUCUCUGGAACAGACAAUGAAUCUUCAACUGAUGGUGAUGAAAUUGUAGAUGGUGAUGAAGAUGACGGGCAAACGAAUAAUGAAGCUGAUGGGAUUGUUGUUGUGGAUAACUAUGACCCAUAUGCUGAUGAUGUUUGGGAAGAUGAUGGUGUAGAAGAUGAUGGUGUAGAAGAUGAUGGGGAUGGAAAUUACUUUGCAAAGCUAUAUAAAAAUGGGGAGAUGUUUGAUAAACAGGAAGAUGAGGGAUGUGAGUGGAGGCUACAUGCUUCUAGAUUAGCGGAUGGUUUCACUUGGGCUAUAAAGUCAAUAAAAAAUGGAGGGCACACAUGCUUGGGUUUGGAAACUAGAAAUCCAAUGGUGACUUCAAAAUGGGCUAGUAGAGUGCUAUUAGAAGACAUUAGAGCCAACAAUGAUAUUUCUGGUAAGGCAUUGAAUGCAUUACUAUGGAACAGGUUUAAUGUUCAAAUGGCCACUAGUACAUUGUAUAGAGUCAGAGCUCGGGCCUUAAUUGAGAUACAUGGUGGCUAUGAUGACUCAUAUUCUUUUUUGCCUAGUUAUUGUGAAAUGAUCAAGAAAACUAACACUGGUUCUAAUGCUAGUUGUGUGUGGAAUCCAAACACUCAUGUUGAUAGGCCUUUGGCUUUUGUCACAAUAUUCAUUUCAUUUAAGCAAUGUUUGGAUGGGUUGAAGAAUGGAAUUAGAGGGUUUGUUGGAGUUGAUGGGACACACUUGAAAGGAAAUUAUGGGGGUGUUCUUCUUUCUGCAGUAGCACUAGAUGGGAACAAUGAGUUGUUCCCAUUUGCUUGGGGGAUUGUUUCUAAUGAAGAUUCAGACACUUGGUGCUUCUUUGUGCAUCAUUUGAGGGAUUUACUUAGGUCAACUGGAAGAGGAGAUAAAUGGUGUAUCAUUUCAGAUCGGAAAAAGGGAAUUGAAAUUGCACUUGACAAGUUGUGGCCAGAAUUAGGUAGGAGAUACUGCACCAAACAUUUAGCUUCCAAUUGGAAGAAAGCAUUUCCUGGUCCAUUAAUGCUCUCUUUAUUUUGGAAAGCGUGUGGUGCGUGUUCUGAGUUCACCUUUAAAAAAGCUAUGGAAUAA
Chenopodium quinoa (quinoa) is the source of this 1149-nucleotide messenger RNA. RefSeq lists its product as uncharacterized. Lineage: Eukaryota; Viridiplantae; Streptophyta; Magnoliopsida; Caryophyllales; Amaranthaceae. The record is from RefSeq and is a predicted model, not a curated record. The transcript has 3 exons. The coding region runs from base 1 to 1149 and encodes 382 amino acids.